AUGCCUCCUGGCUUCGCACGAGUGCCCACAAGACAUGAAAGGAACCCCAAUGAGAUUGCUGACCCAGAUCAAUUUUGGCCAAACGCCCGCGCUGCAGGACCAUCCAAGGUCCGGCUUGCAAUUUUACCUGUCUGCAGACGACGCGCUGCAUGGAGCGAACUUCAGCGCGCCAACUUCACAGAAAAACCUCCGCGUAUACUAAUUCGAGGACCCUUUGGUGACGAAAGCCAGCUGGUCACAGACUUCUCUUUUGUUCCUCUAAACAACUCGAGUUUUCCUCUGCAAGUCGAAGCUCAGCUGAACUUUCCUGGGGGCAAUGAAGUCGUCCAAAGCCCGGCCAGUGGCCAAACAGAUUUGCGCAAGGCGCGAACUUCGCCGCUCGAGUUGCCCCCAGCCCGUCCCCUGCUGUGUCACAAAAUUGGCAGUAGUUCAUCAUUUGCUCAGUACGAUCUUAGACCAAAUGGCUACGCUGUGUUUGAGCCAGAAGAUGAAAGCGUCAAAAAUUACUUGAACUACACGUACCUUCUUCUACAAGUUUACUCUAGCGAUGAUAUCGCAUGCUGUUGA
Molecule: messenger RNA, 567 nt
Organism: Lachancea thermotolerans CBS 6340
Lineage: Eukaryota; Fungi; Ascomycota; Saccharomycetes; Saccharomycetales; Saccharomycetaceae
Product: KLTH0C07744p
Exons: 1
Coding region: 1-567 (188 amino acids)
Source: RefSeq, a predicted model, not a curated record